Molecule: messenger RNA, 1870 nt
Organism: Oryza sativa Japonica Group (Japanese rice)
Lineage: Eukaryota; Viridiplantae; Streptophyta; Magnoliopsida; Poales; Poaceae
Product: purple acid phosphatase 15
Molecular function (GO): acid phosphatase activity; metal ion binding
Source: RefSeq, a predicted model, not a curated record
AUGCGGAUGAGGGUCUCACUGCUGCUGCUCGCCGCCGCGGCGGUGGCGGCCGCGGCGGAGGCUGCGCCGUCGUCGACGUUGGCCGGGCCGACGCGGCCGGUGACGGUGCCGCCGCGGGACAGGGGCCACGCGGUGGACCUGCCGGACACGGACCCGCGGGUGCAGCGGCGGGUCAAGGGGUGGGCGCCGGAGCAGAUCGCCGUCGCGCUCUCCGCCGCGCCCUCCUCCGCCUGGGUCUCCUGGGUCACGGGGGACUUCCAGAUGGGCGCCGCCGUCGAGCCGCUCGACCCCACGGCGGUCGCCAGCGUCGUCCGCUACGGCCUCGCCGCCGACUCGCUCGUCCGCCGCGCCACCGGCGACGCCCUCGUGUACAGCCAGCUCUACCCCUUCGACGGCCUCCUCAACUACACCUCCGCCAUCAUCCACCAUGUCCGCCUCCAAGGGCUUGAGCCAGGGACAGAGUACUUCUACCAGUGCGGCGACCCGGCGAUCCCGGCGGCGAUGAGCGACAUCCACGCGUUCCGCACGAUGCCGGCCGUCGGGCCGAGGAGCUACCCGGGGAAGAUCGCCAUCGUCGGGGACCUUGGACUGACGUACAACACCACCUCCACCGUCGAGCACAUGGUGAGCAACCAGCCCGACCUGGUCCUCCUCCUCGGCGACGUCAGCUACGCCAACCUGUACCUCACCAAUGGCACCGGCACAGACUGCUACUCCUGCUCCUUCGCCAACUCCACGCCCAUCCAUGAGACGUAUCAGCCGCGCUGGGAUUACUGGGGAAGGUACAUGGAGCCAGUGACGUCGAGGAUUCCGAUGAUGGUGGUGGAAGGGAACCAUGAGAUUGAGGAGCAGAUCGAUAACAAGACGUUCGCUUCUUACAGCUCCAGAUUCUCGUUCCCAUCGACGGAGAGUGGAUCAUUCUCUCCAUUCUACUACUCUUUCGAUGCUGGAGGCAUCCAUUUCAUCAUGCUCGCGGCUUAUGCUGAUUACAGUAAAUCAGGGAAGCAGUACAAAUGGCUGGAGAAAGACUUGGCAAAGGUGGACAGGUCGGUGACCCCCUGGGUGAUAGCCGGCUGGCAUGCGCCAUGGUACAGCACCUUCAAAGCUCACUACAGGGAAGCAGAGUGCAUGCGAGUGGCCAUGGAGGAGCUCCUCUACUCCUACGCCGUCGACGUCGUCUUCACCGGCCAUGUGCAUGCUUACGAGCGUUCGAACCGGGUGUUCAACUACACGCUGGACCCGUGCGGCCCCGUGCACAUCUCCGUCGGCGACGGCGGCAACCGCGAGAAGAUGGCCACCAGCUACGCCGACGAGCCGGGGCGCUGCCCUGACCCGCUGUCCACGCCGGACCCCUUCAUGGGCGGCGGCUUCUGCGGCUUCAACUUCACCUCCGGCCCCGCCGCCGGCAGCUUCUGCUGGGACCGGCAGCCCGACUACAGCGCCUACCGGGAGAGCAGCUUCGGCCAUGGCAUUCUUGAGGUGAAGAACGAGACGCAUGCGUUGUGGAGAUGGCACAGGAACCAGGAUCUGUACGGUAGUGUCGGGGAUGAGAUUUACAUUGUUCGGGAGCCUGACAAGUGCCUGAUCAAAUCCAGUAGAAAUAGAAUAGCUUACUAUUGAUUAAUUUCUAUCAGAAGAAGAGCCAAAUUACGCGGGCACAUUUUAUAGUGCUUUGCUAGCUAGUUGUACUCAGAUUUGUCAGGUAAAUUCCAUGCAGCGACCGGCAUCUCUGCUGUUGUAUACGUGUUCUUGUAAGACAUCUGAAGAAUGAAUGAAGCUUAAAUUGUACUUUGUAAUUUAGUUGUAGAAAUUUUGGAAUUAUUACAAGAUGGAAGAAAGCCUUGCAAAAUAGGACUGUGCUUGUUCUUCA